Bubalus bubalis (water buffalo) is the source of this 2165-nucleotide messenger RNA. It is a transcript of the gene AFMID, whose product is annotated as arylformamidase. NCBI's taxonomy places the organism in Eukaryota, Metazoa, Chordata, Mammalia, Artiodactyla, Bovidae. Bases 292 to 1194 code for a protein of 300 amino acids. The transcript has 13 exons. Gene Ontology annotation, molecular function: arylformamidase activity. The record is from RefSeq and is a predicted model, not a curated record.
UAUAAAAAGGUUGGGUCGCGCGCGCAUACGUAGUAUAUGUGCGUCUGGUGGUACAAAGCGGGGAUGGACGUCUCCGGUGGAAAUCACAGGCACGAGGCUCCCUGGAAGAGGAUGUCUAAAGAGGAGCUGGAUAACCAGUACUCCCCCAGCAGAUGGGUCGUCAGACUGGGAGCAGAGGAGGCCAUGAGGACCUAUUCACAGAUAGGAAACGAAGCAUAAAUCUCGUGGGUCCACGUGUACUUCCAGAACUCUUGUGUUAAUUAAAUCGCACCCCUUUGCUGAGCCUGCGGUAUGAGGAGUUUGUCCAGAACAAACACCUUCACACCUGAAGGGAAGGUGGUUGGCAGACCUCUCAGGGAAGCCACCAAGAGGGCCCGGGCCACCGGGAGGAGCCUGCUCGAUGUCCCCUACGGAGACGGCGACGGAGAGAAAUUGGACAUCUACCUUCCCGAGGCAGUAUCUGAAGCUAUGCCUUUCCUGGUGUUUUUUCAUGGAGGAUACUGGCAGAGCGGAAGCAAAGACACAUCAGCCUUCAUGGUCAACCCACUGACAGCACAGGGAGUGGCCGUGGUGAUAGUGGCUUAUGACAUUGCCCCCAAAGGCACCCUGGACCAGAUGGUAGACCAGGUGACCCAGAGCAUCGUGUUUGUCCAGAAGCAGUAUCCAGGCAACCAGGGAAUUUACCUGUGUGGACACUCUGCUGGGGCCCACCUCGCUGCCAUGAUGCUCCUGGCCGACUGGACCAAGCAUGGAGUCACGCCCAACCUCAAAGGCUUCUUCCUGCUGAGUGGGGUCUACGACCUGGAGCCCAUCAUGCACACCUCUGAGAAUGCCCCCCUCCUCCCAGCCCUGGAGGAUGCUCAGAGGAACAGCCCGCUGUGGCAGCUGGAGACGGCCCCCACCCAGCCCGCGGAUCCAGCCUGCCGCAUCCUGGUGACUGUGGGCCAACACGACAGCCCGGAAUUCCACCGACAGUCCAGGGAGUUUUAUCAGACAUUGUGCCAAGGAGGGUGGAAAGCCUCCUUUGAAGAGCUCCAUGAUAUGGACCACUUUGAAAUCCUUUGGAACCUAACCCAGGAGGACUACGUGCUCACCCAGCCCCAGGUGAUCUGCAGAGGCUGGUCCUGGGCACACCAAUGGGAUCUUCAUGGGGCCAGGCAGAUUAUUUUGAAAACAAUCUUCCAGGAGUCCUGAUGACACCUGAACCCUGCCACCGCCCGCGUGUAUCCCGACUGGGAAGCUUUUCCGGGAGCCCCCCUGCUUCCCUCUCCCGCUGGCCUCAGCUCUACCCGACCCAGGAGCGCCUCUGUUUGUUCACUCGCCCCCCUACCCCACCCCCCGGCCAGAGUCAAUUCUUCAUGCUGCUCUGAACCUGAAUACAAAUCUCCAUGGCCCUCCCCCCGCCUGGAUCAGGUGGGCUCCAGGGAAGGUCUGGCCCAGGUCCAUGCCGUGUGUGUCGCCCAGAGCCACCCCUCUGGCUGAGAAGGUGAAGCAGAAAUGACAACUUGCAACCAGCACUAAGAGAAGGAGCUUUCUAAACCAGUUUUUGUUCCUUUUUUUGUUUCUGUUUUGCCAAACCACAUGGCAUGUGGGAUCUCAGUCCCCAGACCAGGGAUUGAACCACAAAAGCCCCUGCACUGGGAGUGUAGAGUCUUAACCACUGGACCGCCCAGUGGUUAAGGGAAGUCCCUGUCCCUUUUAUUUAUUUAUUUUGCUCCACUUUUUCAUGUCUGCUUGGUCCUGGGCUCCACCUGACGUCUGGCUUCAUCCCAGAAAGCCCUGGGAUGUUAUCUUUGGAACUAACACUUUGAGCAGAUUAGCCCUUGUGGCUCAGUGGUAAAGAAUCUGCCUGCCAAUGCAGGAGACGUGGGUUUGAUCCCUGAUCCAGGAAGAUCCCACAUGCUGUGGAAAAGCUAAGCCCGUGCGCCACAGCUAUCGAGCCCGUGCUCUGGAGCCCGGGAGCCACCGCUGCUGGGCUCAUGUGCUGCAGCUCCUGAAGCCUGCACAGUGUAGAGCCUGUGCUCCACAAGAGGCCACUGCACUGAGAGGCCCUCCUGCCCCAGCUGGAGAGUAGCCCCUGCUUCCCACCACUCGAGAAAAGCCCGCACUGCCAUGAAGACCCAGCAGAGCCAAAAAUAAAUAAAUAAAUAAAAUAAAAACCCAAA